UUUCUUUUUGCUUUUGCAACACUCGCGCUUAACCGAGCUCUUCUCUCCAGCCUGCGUUUCCCCGCCACCGAUCGCAACCCGAAAGCAACCCACCACCACUGAUCGAAAAAUGGUAACCAAACCCCGUCUAAAACACAUCUCCCACAGCUACCCGAUCCUCUACGGCUCGCACGCGACGCUGCUCAAACCCUCGGAAAAGCGCAACGACCCGACACACACGCACAAAUGGACCGUCUACGUGCGGCCGCUGAACGCCGCCGACGACUACACGCACAUCAUCAAAUCCGUCCGCUUCAAGCUCCACGAAUCAUUCAAGCCGCCGCAGAGAGUCAUCGACUCCGGCCCGCCGUGGGAGGUGCACGAGACCGGGUGGGGCGAGUUCGAUAUCCCGAUAAGGAUCACGAUGGUCGAUACCGUUGAGAAGGGGGUUGUGGCCCUCGUGCAUACGCUGCAGCUGUACCCCAAGGACGAUGCCUCCGGGACCACCAACGCAUCCUCAUCGUCAACGGCGACAUCGAAGUCCGUGGUGUCCGAACACUACGACGAGCUGGUGUUCAACGAGCCGACCGAGGACGCGCACCGGAUCCUGCGCGCGCAGCCGGCGAGCGGGGUGCCGAAGCGGGUGGGGCAUUCUGGCGCGCAUGGGUAUACGACGGGGGUGGAGGCGGAGGAGGUGCGGCGGUUGAGGGAGGCGAAUGGGAAGGUUUUGGGCGAGCUGGAGAGGGAGAGGGAGAGGUUGGUGAAGGCGGAGGAGGAGGUGGAGAGGUUGAAGGCGCUGUUGGGGGAGGAUUGAGGGUAAGGGAGGUGAUGUGUAAAUUCCGGGGGAUGGUGGAUGGCGUUGUUGGCAGGGCCGCUAUGCUUGUUGUUUUUGGAGCGUCGGUCUGCGCCUGAGGAAGCUUCGAUGAAAGCAUGUAUAUAUAUAUAGAAUACCCAUUUCCAAACGCCCUCACAAUCGAUAUCGAAGUGACUUUU
Fimicolochytrium jonesii is the source of this 972-nucleotide messenger RNA. Its product is annotated as yeats family-domain-containing protein. Gene Ontology annotation, biological process: regulation of DNA-templated transcription. Bases 110 to 793 code for a protein of 227 amino acids. The transcript has a single exon. Lineage: Eukaryota; Fungi; Chytridiomycota; Chytridiomycetes; Spizellomycetales; Powellomycetaceae. The record is from RefSeq and is a predicted model, not a curated record.